Emys orbicularis (European pond turtle) is the source of this 1362-nucleotide messenger RNA. RefSeq names its product transmembrane protein 200B (gene TMEM200B). The record is from RefSeq and is a predicted model, not a curated record. The transcript has a single exon. Lineage: Eukaryota; Metazoa; Chordata; Testudines; Emydidae. The coding region runs from base 1 to 1362 and encodes 453 amino acids.
AUGACGGCCGGCAGCGCCGAAGCCAGCAGAGCCAUGAGAAAUCAGGAGCCUCUGGAGAAGAAGCCCCUGGGACCCGCCCCUCCUCCACGGAGGCACAGACGCAGGUUGAGGCGCAAGCCGCCGACCGAGGGGGCCGUGAAGGGACAGCUCCGGAUGCGCUCGCCUUCAGGGGCCUUCGUGAUGGUGGGUGUCUCCGUCGUCUUGGUCGGCAUGACGAUCGCCGUUGUGGGCUACUGGCCUCACCGGGGCCCACACGCAGCCGGGCCCGGGGCCAGGCUGGGUAACUCCAGCGGCAUGGGGGACAUGAAGAAGGAAGUGAAGGUCUCUGCCCAGGCCCGCUACUUCCCUCACAGUGAGAAGCUGAAGCUGAUUGGCCCCGUCAUCAUGGGCGUCGGCCUCUUCAUUGUCAUCUGCGCCAACACCAUGCUGUACGAGAACAGGGACAUGGAGACCCGCCUGUUGAUGCAGAAAGGCCUCUACUCCAUGACCCCGGGCCUCCUCCAGGACUUCAGCCAGGAGGACAAGUACUGCCAGAGGACGACUAGCUUGCCCCUCCUCAAGGCCAAUGCCGAGUGUGUCGAGGGCUGUUACGAGGUGGAUCUCUCCUCCAGCGGCUUCCAAUCCUGUUCCAGUCCCAGGAACAAAUGGGCCGACUGCUACGGGCACAACAGGCUCCAGACGACAGCCCAGCUGCUCCAUCACAAAGGGGUUUCCCCCUCCAUGUCCCUCCUCAGCGUCCGCUCAGACUCUGGCAACUCCAUGGAGGGGAACCUCAAUCUGUCCUUCACCCGCGGGGCCGAGUCUGUAAUUUCCUUGGCUGCCACCGCCCGGUCACUUCCCAUCAUCAAGGUGAACAACUGCCUCAUUGAGAAGCCAUCUGCAUCUCCGGGGGCGGGCGACGAGGGGGGGAUCAGCCUGGCAGGGACGCCGGAUGAGGCACCAAGGCUCUCCUGGACUCUCCCACCCAGGGUCGGCAGUGUCUCCCCCAGAGGAGAUGACCUCCAGGGUGGCCAUGUUGUUAUUAACAUAGGCAGCAGGCCUCCGUCCGUCGCUGCUGGCGAGACGUACCUGGACCCAGAAGGCACCGAGAACGACUUCAACUCAGACGUUCAGCUCCACAAUCCGGGUCACUCCAAGUCGCUGGACCUUGGCAGCCCGGGCGUGCUGCUGGUGGCGCCCAUCAAAGACCGGAAGAACAGGAGCUGGCCUAGACUUGACCACAUCAGCCUGGUAGGCUACGCCAAACUGGAAAGCACGGGCGAGUCCUCCGACAGGCUAUUGGAGCAGACAGAUCAGCAGGGCAGGGACGAGCCCAGCCCCAGCACCCAGGAGGUGGGAACAGAGAUGGGUUCAUGGGUCUGA